UGUCCUUCAGCUCCUAUGACGUGUUGGAUGCAGAGAGGCCAUCUUGGCCCCCUGUCUGCAACUACUGAGAACUACAUACAGAGGGCUCUUCCGGACUACAAAGGAAACCACGCCCCCGGCAACGCUCCGUGCUGGAGACCGGAUCCUGGUCCGUCCCUGAACACGAGUCCUUCACGGCAGCAACCGCACAGGGAUUCACCGUCAGAGGCUUCACUGGGAUCCAGAACAGUGUGAUCCGCAUCACUGGAUCCAGAACAGUGUGAUCCGCAUCACUGGAUCCAGAACAGUGUGAUCCGCAUCACUGGAUCCAGAACAGUGUGAUCCGCAUCACUGGAUCCAGAACAGUGUGAUCCAGAGCACUGAGAUCCGGAUCACUGGGAUACAGAACAGUGUGAUCCAGAUCACUGGGAUCGAGAGCAGUGUGAUCCAGAGCAGUGUGAUCCAGAUCACUGGGAUCGAGAGCAGUGUGAUCCAGAGCAGUGUGAUCCAGAUCACUGGGAUCGAGAGCAGUGUGAUCCAGAGCAGUGUGAUCCAGAUCACUGGGAUCCAGAGCAGUGUGAUCCAGAUCACUGGGAUCCAGAACAGUGAGAUCCAGAUCACUGGGAUCCAGAUCACUGGGAUCCAGAACAGUGUGAUCCAGAUCACUGGGAUCCAGAGCACUGGGAUCCAGAGCAGUGUGAUCCAGCAGAACUUUUGGAGGGACCAUCAUGCACAACUCUGCCCGUUAUGUCAUAUUCUUCCAAUACAUUGGAACACAUUACAGUGGUGCGGUGAAAGUGCCCCCCCAACAGCUGGGGAGGAAGAUGGGGGUCCAGGACCACCUGGAGGAAGCCAUGAGGAGGCUGAGGCCGCUCCACCCGGUGUCUCUGUGGGUCUCCAGCAGGACGGACGCGGGCGUCCACGCCCUCUCCAACUCCGCCCACUUUGACCUCCAACGCACGAACGACAAGCCGCCGUUUACUGAAGACGUUCUCGUUGAAGCUCUGAAUUUCCAUCUCAGAGCUGAGCAGAUCAGGGUCACGCGUGCUCUCCGUGUGCCGGAUCACUUCCACGCCCGGUUCCGUGCCCGGUCUCGAACCUACGUCUACCGGCUCGCCCUCGGGGUCGCACACCGCUCUCUGCUGCCCCUCACAGAGGGGAACCUCUGCUGGAACCUCCACGACAAGAAGCUGGACGUGGGCGCCAUGCGGGAGGCGGCGGCUCUGCUGGUCGGGACUCAGGACUUCAGCAGCUUCAGGGCGGUGAACGCCGACAUUCACCUGAAAAGCCCCGUGAAGACGCUGGAUGAGGCCGGCGUGCAGCCAGGAAGCUCCUUCGUACACGCCCACUUCCACAGAGAGAUCCCAUUCUGGGAGCUGACCUUCACGAGCAGAUCCUUCCUCUAUAAGCAGGUGCGCCGGAUGACGGGGGCUCUGGUGGCCGUGGGCCGGGGGCAGCUCUCCGUGGGCCAGCUGCAGGAGCUGCUGGAGGCCCGGGACUCGCUGGCCUACCCACAAGGCCUUGCUGCUCCGGCCCACGGCCUCUUCCUCACCAGGGUGGACUACGCAGACUCGGACCUGCAGCUUUCACAAGGCGUCUCCAGUGGAAACUCAGAGGAUUGAGUCUGCUUCAUCAUGUUGAUACAGUUGUAAUAAAGUUGUAUAUUUAUGUACGUUUAGUUUUCUUCACUUCCAACAGAACUUGGUGUCUUCACUGGUACAAAUCACACGUGACUGCAGACUUACUGAAAUGCUCCUGGAUCCUGUUGAGGAUGUUCAUGCUCAUCUUGCUGUCCACCAUGUUGAUGGCCAGCCCCCUUUUG
Messenger RNA from Cyclopterus lumpus (lumpfish), 1801 nucleotides. RefSeq names its product pseudouridine synthase like 1 (gene pusl1). The transcript has 9 exons. Gene Ontology annotation, biological process: tRNA pseudouridine synthesis. The coding region runs from base 708 to 1601 and encodes 297 amino acids. Gene Ontology annotation, molecular function: pseudouridine synthase activity; RNA binding. The record is from RefSeq and is a predicted model, not a curated record. NCBI's taxonomy places the organism in Eukaryota, Metazoa, Chordata, Actinopteri, Perciformes, Cyclopteridae.